Prosopis cineraria is the source of this 3924-nucleotide messenger RNA. Its product is annotated as kinesin-like protein KIN-14F. The record is from RefSeq and is a predicted model, not a curated record. The coding region runs from base 211 to 3666 and encodes 1151 amino acids. Gene Ontology annotation, molecular function: ATP binding; microtubule motor activity; microtubule binding. Gene Ontology annotation, biological process: microtubule-based movement. The transcript is spliced from 18 exons. Lineage: Eukaryota; Viridiplantae; Streptophyta; Magnoliopsida; Fabales; Fabaceae.
UCAUAUUCCUCUCCCACUGCCAUCCUCACUCUCUUGCAUUAAAGAAGCCUACACAGUUUUUUUGAAAGCUGAUCAUUCACACAUUCCACGAGAACCUUGCUUCUGAUUGAGCUCCGAUCCAUCACGCUUUUUGAAUUCCUUUGUUCUUCAGAUUCAGAGUGAAAUCGUAUUUGUAUGUUUGUUUUCUGGGAAAGCUGAAGAAGAAAAAAGAUGCCGCAAGAGAGCAACGGUAACUCAUUCUUCACGUCGCCUUCAAAGAGAGGAUUGAAAGCAUUAGUCUCUAACUCUAUCAGUAACGAGGCUUCAUUCGUCGUCACUGAGGAGAUCAUCAACGAUCGGGAAUUAGCUCAGAGGAAAGCAGAGGAAGCAGCUUCAAGGAGGUAUAAAGCAGCAGAAUGGCUACGCGAGAUGGACCAUGUUGCGUCGGCAUCUCUCUCCAAAGAGCCCUCUGAAGAAGAGUUCUGCCUUGCAUUACGGAAUGGCCUCAUUCUCUGCAACGUCCUCAACAAAGUCAACCCCGGGGCUGUUCUCAAGGUGGUGGACAAUGCUACUCUUGCGGUUCAAUCUGCAGAAGGAGCGGCUCAGUCUGCCAUUCAGUAUUUCGAGAAUAUGAGAAAUUUUCUGGAGGCAGUCAAGGAUAUGAAGCUAUUGACGUUUGAAGCAUCGGAUUUAGAAAAGGGAGGUUCAAUGAGUAAAGUUGUGGAUUGCAUUCUGUGUUUGAAAGGAUAUUAUGAAUGGAAGCUAGCUGGUGGAGUUGGGGAAUGGAGGUAUGGAGGAACUGUGAGGAUUAUUUCAUUUCCAAAAGGGUCUUCUUCCUCUAUAACUGGUAGUGAAGGAACUGAUGAAUCCCUGGAUGAGUCUGAGUCAUCACAAUAUGAACAACUACUAGAAUUUCUCCAUCUAUCUAGUGAGAUCUCGAUUGAAGAAACUAGAACUUUCAAUGCAUUGGCAUUCCUAUUUGAUCACUUUGGACUCAGACUCCUUCAAGCUUACGUCAGAGAGACGGAUGGGAUUGAAGAUCUGCCUAUGAAUUCAAUGGUAAUUGAUGCAUUGCUCGCCAAGGUAGUCAAAGAUUUCUCAUCGUUGCUUGUUUCUCAACGCAAUCAGCUUGGUUUUUUCUUGAAGAAAAUAUUGAAAGGUGAUAUUGGUUGCCUAUCAAAAACAGAGUUCAUAGAAGCUAUCUCAUUAUAUCUCAACCAAAGAAGUAGUUUGGCGUCCAAAGAUUUUUCAAAAUUCUGCAUUUGUGGAGGAAAACUUGACCGCACUCGGAAGGAGAGUAAUUAUUCUUUUAACCAUGCUGAAAUAGUUAAUGAGCAACAGAAACAACUUGAGGGGAUGAAAUACCUUUUUGAAGAGACAAAGAUGGAGGUCAAACAAAUUCAAUCAGAGUGGGAGCAAGAAUUGGGCAGGCUUGAUCAUCAUAUUAAGAGCCUAGAAGUGGCAGCCUCUUCCUACCACAAAGUCUUAGAGGAGAAUCGUCAACUCUACAAUCAAGUACAAGACCUGAAAGGAACUAUUAGGGUCUACUGUAGAGUGAGACCCUUCUUACCAGGACAAUCAAAUGUAAAGUCAACAGUAGAUUAUAUAGGAGAAGGUGGAAAUAUCAUGAUUGUUAACCCCCUUAAGCAGGGCAAAGAUGCAAGAAGAGUGUUUCAAUUCAAUAAGGUCUUUGCAACAAAUGUCACACAAGAACAAAUAUAUGCUGACACGCAACCACUGGUCAGGUCUGUUUUAGAUGGUUAUAAUGUAUGCAUCUUUGCAUAUGGACAAACUGGCUCUGGGAAGACCUACACAAUGAGUGGCCCAGAUUUAACGACGGAAGAGACAUGGGGAGUAAAUUAUAGAGCGUUGCGUGACUUAUUCCAGAUAUCAAAGGAAAGGUUGAAUGCUAUAAAAUAUGAUGUUGGCGUACAGAUGAUUGAAAUAUACAAUGAACAAGUGAGAGAUUUAUUAGUUAGUGAUGGCUCUAAUAGAAGAUAUCCUUUUACUACUUCCUUAACAAGGUUUACAUUAGAUAUACGAAACAACUCUCAAUUGAAUGGCCUUAAUGUGCCUGAUGCAUGUUUAGUUCCAGUUAAUUGUACUGAAGAUGUUCUUGAUUUGAUGAGGAUUGGUCAGAAGAAUCGUGCAGUGGGUGCUACCGCUCUAAAUGAGCGAAGCAGCCGUUCUCAUUGCAUUUUGACAAUUCAUGUUCGAGGAAGAGAGCUAGUUUCCAACUCCAUUCUUAAAGGUUGUCUCCAUCUCGUUGAUUUGGCUGGAAGCGAAAGGGUUGACAAAUCUGAGGCUGUUGGAGAAAGACUGAAGGAAGCGCAACAUAUAAAUCGAUCUCUAUCUGCACUGGGAGAUGUUAUAUCUGCCUUGGCACAAAAAAGUCCACAUAUUCCUUACAGGAAUAGCAAGCUCACACAAGUACUACAAGAUUCUUUAGGUGGGCAUGCCAAAACUUUGAUGUUUGUUCAUAUAAAUCCUGAACAAAAUGCUCUUGGGGAGACAAUUAGCACGCUCAAGUUUGCUGAGAGGGUGGCAUCCAUUGAACUUGGCGCUGCCCAGUCUCAUAAGGAAACUGGUGAAAUUAAAGAGCUCAAAGAAGUGAUAUCGAACCUCAAGUUGGCAUUGGAGAGGAAGGAGGCUGAACUGGAGCAAUGGAGAGCUGGGAAUGCUCGAAACAUUGUAGAAUCUCAGAAACCAAGGGCAGUUUCCCCUUUUCGCCUUCCCAAAAUCGGAGUCAAUGCCAGUGUGAAGUCGGAAUCUUGCCAGCGACUGACUGAUGAUAAAAUUUCUGAAGCUAGAAGUUGUUCUUCAGGAAAGCAAAGAAGGUCAAGAUAUCCCUCAUCAUUCAUGGACAAAGAGUCCAUUCCAAGAAUGCCUCAUCUGCCUGAAGAAAAAAUAGCAAACUCAGGGAAAGGAAGAUCACCAUCUCCUCCUAUCAGGAGAUCAAUAUCCACAGAUAGAGGCUCUGUCAUUAAAAGCAAGGUCAGAACUGACACAGCAGAUAACCAGCCAAUAUUGAAACAUCCAUUUCCAGCUCGAGUACCGGUAAACAAAUCUAUUUCCCCAUUGCCUAUGGCCACAAGCACUGACAUUAACUCGAGGGUGAAUAUGAGUUUUCAUGAGCUGGUGAAACAAGAUAACAUUUCUGAAGCUCUCUUCAACCUCCAGAAGGUCAGCUCCAGGAAAGUUCAUCAUGAACAAGAAGAGGAACAAUUUAAACAAGCACUAACUGCAGUAAGACAAGGAGGUAUAAGAAAGAGCAAAGCUGAGGGGAAGGCCAAGGCCAAGCAUCAGCAUCCCCAGCAACUUCCUUUUAGGAUUCAAAAAUCUGAUCUGAUACCUGUGCCGAUCCCUGACAUGGACCUUGCUGAUGAAAAGGCAUUGGAGGCACCUAGAAAGAGUGAUUACUCCGAGCCGGAAAAUGAUCUUGGCUUAAUUGAUUCCCCAGUCCAUGCUGCACUAAACCUUAAGAAGAUACGUCAAAAUUUCCCAAGAAAUUCUCAGAACCUUAAACCCAGAGGAACACUCCAAGCAGGGGAACCUUUAUUGGCUAGCAAGGUUGAGAACAAACUGGUAAAUGGUUCUGGCAGAAAUCUCAAGGAAGGAAGCAAUACAUCCAUGCCUGAAUUUGGAAGAAGCAGAUCAACCCCUCGUGGAAAAUUCCUUUCAUCUUGAGAAUUUCAGGUUUAAAAUGGGACAAUCAAUUUUUUUCCCUUGAUAUUUAUACUUGUAUUUUUUGUACAGUAAUUGCUAAUUAUGCUGGGAGUUUGAGCUCACAUAAUUUAUAGAGGUUUUCAAGAUCUCUGAGGCGAGUCUGUGCGACUUUUUAUCUGUUCUUGUAUUCUCACUCGAGGCCUGAGCAUGCUUCUUUGUGAUUGAAUUGAAAUAUCUUAUAUUUAAAUUUAAAUAUCAAUAUUAAUAUGUCUCUUGAAA